Molecule: messenger RNA, 1935 nt
Organism: Pisolithus orientalis
Lineage: Eukaryota; Fungi; Basidiomycota; Agaricomycetes; Boletales; Pisolithaceae
Product: P-loop containing nucleoside triphosphate hydrolase protein
Exons: 4
Coding region: 421-1785 (454 amino acids)
Molecular function (GO): GTP binding
Source: RefSeq, a predicted model, not a curated record
UUCAUCCGCGGGCUGGACCUACUAAAACUAGACACAAUACUUGAAACAUAUAUGUUUCAAGUGACUAAAAGGGACAUCUAUUAACCUAUGGACGCAUCUAGACUAGAGUAACGAGGUAACAUCGUGGUGUCGUUGAGAUCCGCUGAUCUAUGAAGCAAUAGUUCGUGGUAGCCGUGCCGCUGGGGUUGCGUAACUGCCAGAUAAAUGCGUUGAGGUGGGGAGCCACGAGGCCAAGGUGAGUUUUGGAGCAACACGGAAUGGAUACACGGUGUUACUUUAUACGGAUGGAUAUAAGCGCGCAGUGGGUAAAUCUGCGACGACCUCGUAUGCCCGCUAGUCCUCAGAAGAGAACCCCCCUAUCGUAUACCUACGAAGAGGUCAUCAGGAUGGCUUCCAAAGAUAAGGAAAUUAGAAUUGGUGAUGGGAGCCACCGGAAGUGGGAAAACAACGUUUAUCAAUCGCGCUAGUGGGUCUGACUUCCCCGUCGAGGGUGGUCUUGAGAGUUGCACGACAGACGUGGGGACCUCGAACCCAUUCCUUCUCGACGGUCGGUUUGUCACCUUGAUAGAUACACCAGGAUUCGAUGAUACGGUUCGCAAUGACACCGACGUGCUGACUUCUAUUGCUGCUUACCUGUCUAACACGAAAGUCGUCCCCCUACACAGGUAUGAACAGGGUACCAAGCUCGCAGGCAUCAUUUACAUGCACCGUAUCUCGGACGUUCGAAUGAGCGGCACUUCUAAGCGCAACUUCCGCAUUUUCCGCGAACUCUGCGGAGAGAGUACGCUCAGCAACGUCCUGAUCGUCACAAACAUGUGGGGAAACGUGGACCCCAGGAUUGGGGAAGAACGAGAACGAGAACUUGCAACAAACGAUAAGCUAUUUAGGCCUGUCCUCGAAAAGGGUGCUCGGCUGCUCCGCCAUGACAAUACUGAGGCUUCUGCCCGUGCCGUCCUCCGUAACUUGAUCAAUAAUCAAGCAGCUGCCCUUGCUAUCCAGCACGAGAUAGUCGAGGAACGCAAGGAUCUCGCUCACACUGCCGCUGGGGCUGAGUUGACUCGCCUACUGAAAGAACAAGUGGAGCGGUACGACGAGGAAGUCAGGAAAUUGCGCGAAGAGCUAGAACUUGCGACACAUGCCAAGGACGAAGCACGCAAGGAGCUCCAAGAAGAGAUGGAAAGGAAGCGUGAGGAGAUUGAGCGCAUUCAACGUGAUGUCGGACGAAUGGCGACGGAUUUCAUGGCCGAAAAAACGCGACUAGAGGACAAAAUAGCGGAGAUGGAGGCCGAAAACCGCCGGCAUUUGGCCCAUCUGCGGGACUUGCAGGACCAAGUGGAUAACGCCCGUAAAGAAGUGGAGAGCAUGCAAAUAGAGCAUGCCCGACGCGAGAGUGAGCUACUUGCGGUGCAGAGGGAGGAAGCUGAGCGCAAGGCUCGCCUUCUGGAAGAAGAGCGGCUUGCAAGGGAGCAGCAGGUCGAAGCGCAGUACCGCGAAGAGAUCAGCAAAGUGCAGGAAAAGGGGGCGGCGACAGACGUGAAGCGAACUCCAGAACAGAUGGUGCACGGGGAAGCGGCAAAUGAGCCGCAUGCGACCAUCGGAGGAGAGGAUGAAGACACAAAAAAUUUCGCAGAAGACGUCGCCUUCUUGAUAGACUUCGUGACCAAAACUUUCUUGCCAAGGUCGAUUGAGACCCGGCUCAAAUCCUUGAUGGCGCAAGCAGCUCGAACAGCUAGGGAGUCAACAACUUCCGGUCAUAAAUUUGUUAGCACGUACCUUUCGCGUUAGUUAUAUGUAUCAUUAAUAUAUUCUAUCAUUUACCUUGACAAAGUAUGGGCCUGUGGGGGGGAGCUGCAAUUCGUGAUGAGGGCUAUUAAACGCAGUUGUACAAUAAUUCUGUCAGAGUCAAAAGAAAAGAAUCUACGUACGACUCCCAAA